This is a messenger RNA of Oncorhynchus masou masou (cherry salmon), 7789 nucleotides long. Its product is annotated as rho guanine nucleotide exchange factor 1-like. Gene Ontology annotation, molecular function: guanyl-nucleotide exchange factor activity; G protein-coupled receptor binding. Lineage: Eukaryota; Metazoa; Chordata; Actinopteri; Salmoniformes; Salmonidae. Gene Ontology annotation, cellular component: cytoplasm. The transcript is spliced from 30 exons. Gene Ontology annotation, biological process: G protein-coupled receptor signaling pathway; intracellular signal transduction. The record is from RefSeq and is a predicted model, not a curated record. The coding region runs from base 347 to 3520 and encodes 1057 amino acids.
CGUGUAACACAAUAUUGUAUGGAAGCCCAACAGGAAACAACGGGAUGGAGAAAGUUACAUGAAAACCAGAUUUUGCUGAACUAGAUCAUAUUGAAAACUGUAUUAUUACAUCAAAGUAAUAUAUUUUGACAUCGUCAUGCAUUACUUUGCCACUGGUUUAUUCAGAUAAAAAAUUCAGUCAAGGGGAAAUUGUGCACUUGAAUUUGUACUUCCGCGUACAAUGUUUUUUUCCAGCGACAUACGACAACUUUCGAACAGCAAACCAUAUUAGACGUUUGUCAGUCUUUUUUUGUUGUUGCUGUAUUUUGAGGGGGGAGCGUUUGGGGCUCAGUGGUCUAACCCAGCCAUGAGCAUCAUCGGGGCCGAGGAUGAGGACUUUGAGAAUGAUCUGGACCCCACGGUGGAUGACCACAGCAGUCACUUCACCAGUAUAGAGCUAGUGAAGAGUCGGCCAACCCACCUGCUGGUCUUCCUUCAGCACGUCAUCCUGCAGUUCGACUGCUCCUCCUUGUUAUGUUACCUCCAUGCUGACCUCUUCAAGAACCUCAGUACCAAAGAGACCAAGAAGCAGUUUGUGGAGUUCUACAACAGCUUCCUGGACAAGAGCGCUAUUCUCCGAGUGCAAAUCCCUCACAAUGUAUCGUUUGAGUUGGACCGUACCAGACCAGACCUGCUCAGUGAGGAGCAGCAGAGGAAGGUUGUCCAGGAUGUCCAGUUGGCUCAGGCCCCAGAGGUGCUGCGACAGCUGGAAGACUUUAGGCAGAAGAGGAUGAUGGGUAUGACCCCUAACGCGGCAGAGCUGCUGGAGGUGGAGUCUCACUACCCCACCGAUCGUAUCCCCAUGGAGAUGAAGGAGAAGGCUGUGGCAGAGACCCUGCUGGACAAAAUGUCUGAGAUCCAUCCCUCCGUCGUCGCAGACGAGGAGAAAUGUUCGUCGAUCUUUGCAGCAGUGGCCUUCUACAUGAAGCACCUAGGAGUGAAGUCCAGAGUAGCUGACAGUAAGAAGUCCAGAGGGUUCUUCAGGAGACCCCUUGGGAAGAAUAAGAAGAGUGAGGAGUCCACAAAAUCUAAACCGAAGGGGGGUUUUCCCAACAUCCUCAGCGCCGCCGGUGGCUGGAUUGCUGGCAGCACUGAGGUCAAACUUCCUAAAGUGGAGGCUGAAGUGGAUAAAGAGAAGGUGAAUCAGGAGCGUAAGGUUUCCAGCGGCCUCGCUCUCUCUCGAGGCUCCUCCGCCCCUGAUGCUGCUCCUCCAACAUUAAACAGGAAGUCUGUUUCCACAGGAUCCUCCCCUCAUCAGGGUUUGGAGGUCAGCGAGGGCUCAGGAGUUCACAUCAGUGUGACCUCCAGCCCAGACUUCUCCCACAGCGAGAUGGGUCUGUUCAGCAGCCGUUCGGACCCCCAUUUGGUGGCGGAGGGGGGCGAGCUGUCCCCUGCGGGGAUGGCAGGGGGGCUGGCUGUAUGGGAGCCCCCCUCACCCAAUGAACCCCCCCUGGAGGAAAACCUGGACAAAGACAGACGCAAGACAAGGCGUGUGGGACGCAGUGAGAGUGCUCGUGUGGACAGACAUUCCUCCCGUCGCCGUGGCUCCUCCCGGGCCAAACAGUCGCGUUCCCGUAGCGACGUGGACCUGCAAGCCGCCGCCACGGCAGCACACUCCUCCCCGACCUCUCCCCAUCCCUCUGUUGAUGAAGGGGUGUUACUGCCAGAGGGUGUGCUCCCAGGUCUUUCCCUCUCUGGCCCCACCCCCCAGCAGGAGGAACAGGACCCUCGCCUCCUGGAGCUGGAGCAGGACCCGCCCAACUGGAGAGAACACACCCCCCCAGACACCCUCAAAGACCUCAGCAAGAAGGAGACCAAGCGGCAGGAGGUCAUCAACGAGUUGUUUGCGACGGAGCACGCCCACGUGCGCAUGCUGAGUGUUCUGCAGACAGUGUUCUGGAAGCCUCUGGAGAGAGAGGAACUCAUGACCGCCACAGAGCUGGCCACCAUCUUCCCCAGCCUGGACGAGAUCAUAGACAUGCACUAUGCUUUCUACGAGCACCUGAAGAAGCUGCGUCAGCACAAUUUCAUUGUCAAGGCCAUCGGAACCACGUUACUCAAUAGGUUUGGAGGGACGGAGGGUGAGUGGUUUCAGAAGCUGACGUCUAGGUUCUGUAGUCACCAGACGUGGGCCCUGGAACAGCUGAAGAUGAGACAGAAGAAAGACCCUCGUUUCAACUCCUUCAUACUGGAGGCAGAGAGUCGGCCUCAGUGUCGUAGGCUGCAGCUGAAGGACAUCAUCCCCACUGAGAUGCAGAGGCUCACCAAAUACCCCCUACUGCUGGAAAACAUUGCCAAGUGCACAGAGGACACCUUGGAGAAGGAGAGUAUUCAGCAGAGUGCAGAGUGCUGUAAGAAGAUCCUCAACCACGUCAACGAGGAGGUCAAACAGAUGGAGAACCUGCUGACUCUGAAAGACUACCAGCGCAGGCUGGACACCUCAGGACUCAAACCCAGUAAUGAGCUGUACCUGGAGUACAAGUACCUUGACCUGGCCCAGAGAAGGAUGAUCUAUGAGGGGUCUCUGACCUGGAGAGUGACCAAGGAGAAAACAUUAGAAGUGCAGUGUGUGUUGCUGGGGGAUCUGUUGGUGCUGUUACAGAAGCAGGAUGAUAAGAUGGUGUUGAAGUGUCAGAGUAAGAGUAACAUCGCUGUUCAGGAGGGAAAGCAGAUGCUCAGCCCUAUCAUCAAACUCGACUCUGCCUUCCUCCGAGAGGUGGCCACAGACCGUAAGGCCUUCUACGUGAUCUUCACCUGGGACAGCGGGGCUCAGAUCUACGAACUGGUGGCUCAAUCUGUCGGGGAGAGGAAGAACUGGACAGAUGUGAUCAAGAUGGCAGUAGAUGAGCUGAAGAAGACAGGACCUCCAUCUGACCUGAAGAGAGGAAACAGCAUCUUAACUGGAGGAGGAGGAAACCCAUACAGCCCCACCACGUUUCCUCAACCCCCUCUCAGCCCCACUGAAAAUGGAGGAGUCUUGUUGAAAAAUAGCAUUGAACGAGAUAAGGACAGCCUGACUGAUGAGAUGAAGUCUGUGGACUCUCGUCAUUCUCUGAUUGAUUACCUCUCGGACAAAGGCUUCGACUUGAUUGGCCACAGCAACAGUGAUCAGGUUAAAGUGGCCAAUAGCGCGUUAAACGAAGUCAUGUUCCUCAAGAGACUAUUGGUUGGCAGCAUCAGCCUAUCAGACGACUCACAGCCUGAUGAGCAGAAUGGAAGGGAGGGGCCAGAGAGCCAGUACCAAGGACUGCAAGGGGAGGAGGAGGGGGAGGGAGGAGGAGGAGAGGGUGGAGGGAUGAAGAUAGACGAGGAGGGAGGGAUCAGCGCUCCUCUGAUUCUGUCCCAGGAGAGGAUGGAGGAGGUGCACCGGAAACUGCAGAGUCUGGAGGUACAGCUGAAGAGACUGCAGAGUGUUGAGGAGGAGCACCACCGGCUGCAGCAGGCCCUGUCUAAGUUCUCCCUGGAGGGGGGCAACUUCUAGUGAGACACACAGCGCCACCUUCAGGACACCAGAUCACUGUAAGUGCUGGAUUGGAGUGCUCGAGUUGCUUUUGGAGGAUUGAUGAAUGUGUCCUGGAAUUUCCUAUUUACUAAACACACUGUGCUCCACUGCCAUGCCUGAGCCCUUGUUAAAGAUUUCCAGGGGGUCGCAGCCAACUGUGAGGCCCUUGCAAGGCAGAGGAGCACGGCUUUACGCAAAGUAGUUGAGUAAUGCAAUGUGGGAGGUGUGUUUGUGCGUGUUUGUGAACAUGCUCGUAUGUGCAAGUGCGUGAGCGUGUGAGAGAUGGGAGUUUUGCAAACAGGUGCCAAAGAUUGGAGCAGUAGUUUGCUGUGAGAGAGAUGCUGCCUGGGCUUAUUGAUUGUGAGCUUCUGCAACACACACACACACACACACAACAGAUACUUCCCCAGUGCAUGUUCAAUAAAUAUAUCUAUCAUUGCCAACUGUAGGGGUUUGGACUGUAGAAUAAACCCCCAUGUAUGCAUGUAGAGAGAGAUACUAGUGUCAGCCCUAUAGAGGGCGAUGUAGAGCUGUAGAACCAGACAGGAACAUGCUCAGGGUUGUGAAAUUCUGGUAACCGAAAUUCACAGGUUUUCCCCAAAUCCUGGUUGGAAGAUUCCUGGAUUCAGGAGGGAAUAAGGAGGAAUUCUGGGAGUCGUACAACCGGAGAUUUCUGAAAAACCUGGGAUUUUUGGGACAUUUUACUGAACAUUUAGUAGGCCCCUAUAUCCAGUACAUGCCAAAGUACAGCAGAGAUGCACUUUUAAGUUAGUAUAAUCCAAUUCAAGUGACCAACCACACUGAAUUCCCAACAUUGAAUUUGCUAAUAUGUAUUACUAUUAUUAUUAUUAUAAUAUAUGCCAUUUAGCAGACGCUUUUUUCCAAAGCGACUUAGUCAUGCAUGCAUACAUUUUUACAUUUUACCCCAAUUGUUGAGAAGAUCUGCGUGUGUGUGUUUGUGUGUUAGUGUUGUAGAAGCAAAAUGGUCUUCUGGAGUUACUGUAAUAGAGUCCUAUUAGAACUGUAAUUAUGGCCCAAACAUUCAUCCAGUAGUAUUGGAAUUGAUCAUGUUGUUAGGGAUAUAGAUGGUGUGUGUACUGCUUUUGACUUCAGCCGCCUCUCCUUUGGACCCUGCUACUGUGCUGGGCCGGGCGAUAGAGGGAUGGACAGAUACAUAGAGAUGGAAGGAGAGGAGGACCAUUUUUAUGACUGAAGUAGGAUGUAGAUUAUAGAUUGAGGGAUACAGCAAGGAAGAGAGGAGUAAGGGAGGAGAGGAGGCAGAAGGGUUUUUCCUUGGAAGACCAACUUGAUUAGCAGCGUAUUAGAUGGUGAUGGAGGUAGAUGUAGAGAGAAGACUUGAAGUUCAGUGUUCAAUGUGAUGUGGAAUUGGUUAUAGGGGCCCCCCGAGUGUGCUAGCUGUGCUACUAGAGAUUCUGGGUUCGAGUCCAGGCUCUGUCACAGCUGGUCGUGACCGGGAGACCCAUGGGGUGGCGCACAAUUGGCCCAGCGUCGUCCGGGUUAUGGGAGGGUUUGGCCGGCAGGGAUGCUCUUGUCCCAUCGCUCACCAGCGACUCCUGUGGCGGGCCGGGCGCAGUGCACACUGACACGGUUGCCAGGUGUACGGUAUUUCCUCCGACACAUUGGUGCGGCUGUCUUCCGGGUUAAGUGGAAAUUGUGUCAAGAAGCAGUGCGGCUUGGUUGGGUUGUGUUUCAGAGGACGCACGGCUCUCGACCUUCGGCUUCUCCCAAAUCCGUACGGGUGUUGCAACAAUGACAAGACUGUAACUACCAAUUGGAUACCAUGAAAUUGGGGAGAAAAAGGGAGUAAAAAAAAUCUGUAAUAAAAUGAAGAAUCGGCUAUAGACACAGUCAGUCUGACCCAUACACACACUGAUACUCACAUUGCGUGGGAGCCCAGUGCAGUAACAAUGGUCACACAGGAACACUGUCAUCACGCGUGUGAUGUGACUGGAGUCGAUUUGCUGACUAUAGAGCUAGUAGCUUCUCCGUAAAGAAAGGAGGGAGACAGAGGGAGACACAGUAUUAUAUGCUGUAUGAUACAUUUUAUGGUAGCAAUACCAUUUUUGUGUGUAUUUCUCUUCAGGAGUUGAUUGUAAUUAUUGUUAUUAUUUUGAUGAUUUAGAGUAGUGGCAUUGAACUGUGGACUGGGAAACGGGACCAAAGAGAGACCUAUGUACCUAUAGAUUCUCAUAUGAGCUGUUUAUACUGUCCUACUGCUUAUUACUAUAGGAGAAAGUCACUUCAUGCUGAUUGGAGAGUGAUGCCUACAGUAAGCAGCCGUGGCUCUCUGCUUCUCCUGCAUCCAAACUCCAGCGUCACAUGUAGAGAGAACAACACAGUGGGUAGAAACAUAGAGGGCCUGUGUUGAGGGAGAUGAUAUCUAAGCUUGUAUGAAGACUGUAUUGUGAUACAUCCAUCCAUGCUGCCGCCCCAGACUAAUGAACAAGAUUUAACUGGACGCUUCACAAUCACACUGUUGUUCAAAUCCUCUCUUCAUUGCUACCAUGUGUGAGCAGGGCUGCACUGUGUUGUUAUAGACAUGACUCACCUAGCGUCACUUUGAUAUUGACUGGACUACGUUUAGGGACAGCAUGGGGUGGCGGUACAGUACAGUAAGAUACAGAAGGAUACUGAGAUGAGACCCAUCAUUACUGAUUUAAGCUACUGUUUCUAUAGACCACUUCUGGAAUGAAGAGAAGCGGGUCUGGGGAGUUCGGAUGCAGGAAUUGCAGGCGCGACUUGUCGUCACUCUCACCAGUGUUGGAAUGACAGUUAUCUUUCACGAUCACUUUUGAAUUAUGCAUUCUCGUUGUGGCCAUAGCAACCGUUCCCUUACACCCUCCCCCAAAUAUGUAAUCAUGCAAAUGUUAUUGAUAGUUAAUCUAAGAAGCAGAGGGCGUAGUUACAAGUUGUGUUGAAACUUCAUUGCCUUUUUUUCUUUCACCCCCCACCCCUUUAUUUUCUCGUGUUCCCCUCUUCGUGUUCCCCUCCCCUCGUCCACAAUACUAGUCUCCAUCUCUCCUUCAUCCUGUCUUCCUUCUAGAAGUCGUAGAAAUGUAGUCCUGAAUACUCUCAUCACCAUUUCUUAUCUCACAAUUUCACUGUACGUUGCGGUGUAUUUAAUUUAAUUUGCUUAAACGGGUCGGGAGUUUUUGUUUUUGUUGGUGAUGUUUUGUUGAGAGGAACUUUUGUAAUUAUGUACUAUGCAAUUGGCAACAAUGGGAGAAAGAGGAAGAGACUUGGAUAGCUUUUGUUUGCCAUAUGUGAGACAACUCAUUUGUAUUAUACAAUACUAGAUGGCAACAAGAUGAGGUUAAAGAGAUUAUCUCUAACUUGGGCUUUUUCACCAUUGAAGCACAGUAAUGAGCAGGUUAUAUCCUAUUAUACCAGCUUAGGUUAAUACCUCCACCGCCACUGUAGUCUCAAGACUACUUGGCAAACGUGUGCUUACAAACCUCUCUCUCUGUCUUUCUUCCCUUUGCUUCCCCUCAUGUAUCCUAUUUACAAAUGCAUAGUGGUCUAGUUUUCUAUGUAUAAAAUGUAUUUAUAGAGAAGGGUGCCAUGUUCUGAUGAUCAAGCUUGUUUUUUCCCGCCAAAUGGCUCUCUAGUAAACAAACACGUUUGGUUGGGGAGAUGUUUGGCUGUUAAGGUAGAACCAUGAAAUUAACGUAGAAAGAGUUGGGUGACCAACAUCAAGUCUCCAGUUUCAAGUUUUAAUGUCACAAGUACAGUGAAAUGCCUUUCUUGCAAUCUCUAAAGCAACAUGCAUUCUAGGUCUGGCCAGGAGGUUUUCCUAGUCAGGUCAUAUGGUCCGGAAACCCCCCUGGCCUUACUUCUAGGUAAUCCAAGGUUUCAGAUAGGUGGUUUGUGGUGGAUUGACUGUAGGGUGGCUGUGUAAGUCCUGCAGUGUCCCCUGUAACUAUGCUAUCUCAGGGGUAUGUAUGUUACAAAGUGUAUUGUGUGUGUUCACCUCAGCGACCACAAGGUUUGACCAGCGCCAUGUUUGCACCAGCUAGCCAGCGCUUUGUAUAGAACAGGGUCUGGUCUGUCGCACAUGCAUCCGCCACAUGUAUAUCUAUAAACAAAUGAAUAUGCAAGAUCUAUACUGUGUAUUUUGGCUUUGAUUUCAUUGUGUAAGUGCUUUUAAUUGUAUACUUCAGAAGAAAUGAGGUACGUUUUUUUGUUGUAAUUUUCUGUUUUUUAAUAAAUGGGGAAGAAAAACCAACA